AUGAUUACUAACCUCAUCUUAUUUACAUUCUGUUGUCACAAUUUUUUCGUACAUUGCGCACUUCCGGUUUUUUUUUUUCUUUCUUUUUUUAUUAUUUCCUUUUUCUUUUUCUUCCUUUUCUUUAUUUCCAUCCUUUUUACUUUCUUUCUUUUUCUCUCUUCUUUUUUCUUUUCCUUUCCCUUUUUAUUUUUUCGUUUCUUUCUUUUCUCUUCUUCUUUUCUUUCCGUCUAUUUUCCUUUUCUUUCUAUUUUCCUUUUUCUUUCUUUCCCUUUUCUUUUUCUUCAUUUUUUCUUUUUUCUUUUCUUUCUUUCUUUCUUUCUUUCUUUCUUUCUUUCUUUCUUUCUUUCUUUCUUUCUUUCUUUCGUACUUUUUUACUUUGUUCUGAUCAUUUUUCUUCCUUUUCUUUUCGCCUUUCACAAACUCUUCCUUUUUAAUAUGCUUUCUUCUCGCCUCCCCAAAUACAUUCUUUUCACUCAUCUACACUUUUAUGUGUGUGUGCGUACGCAUACAGACCUACCUACCUACCUAUCUAUCUAUCCCAGUUUAGUUUAUUCAUAUCUAUCUAUCUAUCUAUCUAUCUAUCUAUGCAUAUUUAUUUAUGAAUGUGUCUAUGCGCAUUGCAACUCUUUCUUUGAAGUCUUCAUCUGUUUCUUUUUUAUGCAAGAGAGGGAUGGGGUUGGGGAAUGCUUUCUCUCUCUCUCUCUCUCUCUUCUUUACCUCAUUGAUUAUAGAAAUAAGGUUUAUCUAAAAUUUCUAUCUUUCUUUUUAGCUAUGGCUACAUCUCUUCCUCCUGAGAUUUCUUGCUUUCUCAUUGUGGCUACAUCUGUCUCAAAGCCAAUCUUUCUCAGUCUGUCCGCAUCUCUGUCAUGCUUUUUCUUUCUUUGUCAAAGUACUGACAUCUAUCUCUCUCUCUCUAAGUCUCUUUUUCUCAAUGUAUUUCAGUGUUACUUUCUCUAUCUUAGCAUCUCUUUGUUUAUCUCUCACAAUGUCUCUUUAUCUGUUGGGCAUGUUUAUCUUUCAGAAACUUUCUUUCUAUCUUUAUUUUAUGUCAGAGUUUCUACAUUACCCAAACUUGCAAUGGCAUGUCCAUGGGCCAGACUAAAUUCAGCUCAUAUAUGCAGUGUAUGGGUAUUUUUCUACAUACCCACAUCAUUACAAAAUGUAAAGUUGAUGUUUAAUGUGGGGAGCAGUUCAAAAACUGCUGAAACUUCCUCAGCAUUUCCUUUUUAG
Acanthosepion pharaonis is the source of this 1230-nucleotide messenger RNA. NCBI's taxonomy places the organism in Eukaryota, Metazoa, Mollusca, Cephalopoda, Sepiida, Sepiidae. The record is from the annotation of a GenBank genome assembly.